GCAAUCGUUGCAGUCAAUUCCCAACACGGCUUGUUAAAGAAAUAAAUCGAACGUCUCGGGGGGGGGGGGGGGAGAAAACGAAAAUAUGAAUACAAGAAAAGACGUGACUUCAUGGCGCUUAGAGCGGAGUCGGGGGAUCGGCGCCGGUUCCGCGCUCCAAAUCCGCGCCGCCAAUCCGGCGAGCUUGCGCCACGCGCGGAGCAGCAGCGCGUGCGAGCGAGCGAGCGAGUACACGACGUUGUCAGCACGUCGAUUACGACACGCGAGACGGUGCGCGGAGGCGUACCGGAGCGCCCGGCCCGAAGAGGAGGGUCCCCGAGCGUGCCCGAGCGCGAACAUGUUCCGGGACGGCCAGUAUUUGGAAGUGAUCAAGGCCUCGGACGAUUGCGUGGCGACCGCCGUGGUCACCGUGCAAGAGAGAACGGUGGAGAUCGAGAAACGGAAGGUCACCACGAACAAGUGGCUGCAGGUCGAGGACUGGGCGGCCCUUUACAAGAUACUGGAGCGAGCGAUCCUGCGGUACGGUCGCCGGGGUGAUGGAGUGGGUCACGAGGGCCGGGAAUGGAGAAAGUCGACUCGUCAGCUGGAAGUCACGUACACUUUCGAGCAUCCCGACGUGCCAUCCUUACCCACGAUUAAGGUACACGUGUCACCAGCCCGGAAGAAACCGGUGAAACGAAAAACAGCAGGUGACGAGACAUCGAAGAGAAACAAAGAGAAAAUAGACGACGAUGCGAUGAAACAAACGAAAGAAGACAAAUUUCCUGUUCGAACGAUAACGAAAGACGAUCGAUUGAAGAAGACACCGAAGAAAUCGACGCAAAUUUUUUCGAAGAAGACCGAGACUCCGAGCGCUAGUGUGACAGAGCAGAGAGACCUGAAGAAAAAGAAGUGUCGAACGUACACACUCUCCGUUGAUCCGGAGAACGCGCUGUUAGAGGAAUACAUCCCGGAUGCACCGAAGACAAAGGGAAUGGAAUGUGCGGACUUCAAGUACGUGCCCAGCCGGAAGAGCGCAUUGGAGAAUAUGCGACUAAUAUCGAACGAGUACACGCCGACUUUGUGUGACGGUAAAAAUCAUGUUGCGGAAGACGUAAGCUAUAUACCGAACUCGAUCGAGAAAUUGAAAACGACCUACGAGGUUUAUGAGCCAUGCGCCACCACGGUAAUACCCGACGGCAUUUUCGAGGAAUACGUGCCUAAUUCCAAGGGAUUCAAUUCCGCCAUAGAAGAGUACGAGCCUGACUUCAAAUCUCCGAGCAAACUGAGGAAGUUCGACGACAGUUAUGUGCCCUCGAGCGUGCAACGGAACACGUUAAACGACUCGAAGAAAAUUCCGAGCAAAUCAGCUUUUCCGAAAAAAUCGAAGAUGCGGAGACUAGAGGUUUGUCGGAAGAGAUCAGUGGACAAGAAGAAGAUGGACCUCUUCUCGUGAGGUACACAAGUGUCUUAAGUGUGCUUAAGUGUGAUAAUACACAACUGAAGAAAGUUUUGCAGGGAGAGGAAAUAGAUUUUGAUACGACUGACAUCCGUAUGAUGUAAAAAGUAUAGUUUAUCUUAAUACGAUUUAAGACUAUUACAAUUAUUGUAUAGUGAUAUCCAUAAUAAUAAUAAAAUACUUAUUCUUGCUAAAUAUAUAAUGUUAUCGAUCAACCGAACGAUCGUUAACGAACGACGUUUGCGAUGUGUACAUUGAUGGUCUUGGAAUUAAAACAAAUAGCUGUUUCAUUUCCAUACU
This is a messenger RNA of Monomorium pharaonis (pharaoh ant), 1738 nucleotides long. RefSeq lists its product as uncharacterized. NCBI's taxonomy places the organism in Eukaryota, Metazoa, Arthropoda, Insecta, Hymenoptera, Formicidae. The coding region runs from base 86 to 1435 and encodes 449 amino acids. The transcript has 3 exons. The record is from RefSeq and is a predicted model, not a curated record.